This is a messenger RNA of Penicillium longicatenatum, 1992 nucleotides long. RefSeq names its product putative dynamin GTPase. Bases 1 to 1992 code for a protein of 663 amino acids. The record is from RefSeq and is a predicted model, not a curated record. Gene Ontology annotation, cellular component: membrane; microtubule; cytoplasm. Gene Ontology annotation, molecular function: GTPase activity; GTP binding; microtubule binding. NCBI's taxonomy places the organism in Eukaryota, Fungi, Ascomycota, Eurotiomycetes, Eurotiales, Aspergillaceae. The transcript is spliced from 3 exons.
AUGCGAAGUACCAUGCCUCUUGACGAGGACGGGGGUACAAGUGAUGUGGACAGAGGGAGGGAUAAUCCAGGCCUGAGCUCUGCGAAAACAUCCAAAAGACUGAAUCAGAUUGACUGUGUUCGAGCCAACGGGGUUGGCGAUCAUGUUGCGCUACCCCAGCUGGCAGUGUGUGGUGAUCAAUCCGCGGGAAAAAGCUCUGUUCUCGAAGGUAUCACCGGAUACCCUUUUCCUCGAAAAGACGGACUCUGUACACAAUUCCCCACCGAGAUAGUACUGCGCCAUGAUCUUCAAGCCAAUUCUAUGACUGCAAGCCUUCUGCCGAGUCAAUCUCGUUACCCCGAGGAGAAGAAAAAGUUCGCAGGGUUUCAACGAGAAUUUCAAGAUUUCAACGAAUUGCCAACUAUAAUCCGCGAGGCCUCUGAAUAUAUGGGUAUUCGAGGAUUCAGCAAACUUGCUGAUGCACCUGGCUUUGCUGCAGACGUCCUUAGACUCGAAUUGGUCGGCAAUACCGGGCUUCAUCUGACUCUGGUUGAUCUGCCAGGGCUGAUAUCGGUCUCCGAGAAUGAAGAAGACGUUGAGAUCGUGCAAGGGCUGGUUGAUUCAUAUCUGCAAAGUUCUCGCACAAUAAUACUUGCUGUUAUUCCGGCCAGCAGCGAUGCAGAAACCCAGCGCAUUAUUCAACGGGCGCGUCAUUUUGACAAGGUGGGUGUGAGGACUGUAGGGAUCAUCACGAAACCCGACCUCAUCAACAAGAAUACGGAAGAAAGAGUGGCUCGGUUGGCAAAAAAUAUGGAUCGUACCAAGUUGAAUCUUGGCUUCUUUCUCGUCAAGAACCCUUCGCCGGAUGAAUUAGUGGACGGGAUCAGUUUUCAGCAGCGCCAUCGGGCGGAAAUAGAGUUCUUUUCCAGUCAACGCUGGAAAGCCCAAGGAAUAGAUUCUACGAGAAUUGGAAUGAACAAUUUACGUUCGUUUCUGGAGGAUUUGCUGGAUAGCCAUAUUGAGCGAGAAUUGCCCAAAGUUCAGCAGGAGGUCCGACGUCUACUACAGCGGGUUGAUGAUGAUAUAAUUGGCCUCGGGAUGGAGAGGUCGAACGCAGCGCAAAUUCGAGUAUUCCUCACUCAUAUCAGCACCGAAUUCUAUGGAGUUAUCAAGAAUGGUCUCGAGGGUAAUUAUGAUAGCUGGGACGGCGAGUUCUUUACAAGUGGACCUGAGACUUGCCGACUACGAGCUGCGAUUCAUAGAGAAAAUGAGCGCUUCGCUCACUACAUGAGAACCCAUGGUCAACGGAGGAAAAUCGUUACUUCUGGGAUCGAUGAUGAAGUGGAAGAGGAGAAUGAGGACGAAAGCAAGAAGGAAAUUGAGGAGGAUCAAAACAAAGAGCUUUUGGUUACAGAGGAGGAUAUGUUUUCUUGGAUCAAAGAGUUUGUGCGCCAGGCCUUGAGGUUUGUGGUGAAAGAUGCUGGUGUCCACGAUAAAUUGCACAAAAACAUCAUGGCUGCAGUUAAUAAGAAUACCGGCGAUGCACACGAAGAACUCGCCAAGCUCAUACAAGAUGAAAGGGGUCACCCAAUUACCUACAAUCACUAUUAUACCGACAACAUUCAGAAGGCGAGACAUGACGAAGCGAAGGAGAGCAUUCGAACUUCCGUCAGAAAAGCAGCUGAAUCGGAUUGGGGUGGCAAUGUUCACUUCAGCAAUAAUACCCAUGAAAUGAAUCGAAUGAUUCUAGCUCUGCAGAAACGCGUGGAGGUGAAUAUGGUUGACAGAGCUUGCUCCGAAGCAUUGACCGAUCUGAAUGCAUAUUACAAGGUAAUUGAGAGGCAUAUUCUGGCCAAAUUAGGAGGCGCAUUUCACCCAACAGUUGUGAGUAAUUUCUCAGACGAGGAACUAAUGCGUCUUGCUGGUGAGUCACAGAGCACUAGUCGUCAACGUAUUGAGACAGUGCAAUUGAAAAAGAAACUGGAGGCAAGUCUACAAGAAUUAUCCACUUAG